Molecule: messenger RNA, 2782 nt
Organism: Electrophorus electricus (electric eel)
Lineage: Eukaryota; Metazoa; Chordata; Actinopteri; Gymnotiformes; Gymnotidae
Gene: angptl1a
Product: angiopoietin-like 1a
Biological process (GO): blood coagulation
Source: RefSeq, a predicted model, not a curated record
GCAAACUUCCAGAGCCAUGCCCGGCUCUGCAGCUGCUGACGCCUGACCCCGGAGCCUCGCCACUGGCCUGCAGGGCCCCUGGUAACAGGGAGCGUGUGAGGGGGUAGAUCCAGAGUGGAGCUGUCCCAGAGAGGAGGCCUUAAACGUGGGAUAUGAGACACGAGUGCAGCCCCGUGGACGUCCACAGAGCCUCGGGCCCGGCAAGAAAGCAGAAUCAUAAGACCGGAUAAAAUUCGAAAAUAUACUGAAAUACACAGAGAAUAUCCACACAGAGAAACACAACCAUCUGCAAACAUCCACAGAGCAAAGGUGAAUUACUCAGCUCAGUCUGUCACCGACAAGACUUGGCCUGCGCAGGCCCAGGCUGAGGAGGAAGAGGGGAAGUGAGGAAGAAAGAGGAGGAGGGAGGAGAAGAACAGUGCAGCAGCCAUGAAAGUAGAAAAGUGGAACCUGGGGGUACUUCUCUGCCUCUCCCUCGUCGCCCUUGGCACCUGUCCGCUCAGGCCACGAGCCGCUGCCUUCGCGGCAACCGCCGCUCGAACGGCGGACGAUGCCAAGAGGUGCGCAUACACGUUCCUGAUUCCACAGCAGCAGAUCACGGGCCCCAUCUGUGCAUCAAUCACUGGGCCGCAGGCAGACGAAGAGCGGGUGACACGCAUGGACAUCUCGGUGUUGCGAGACGUGCUGUCCAAGCAGCGGCGCGAGAUAGAGACGUUGCAGCUGGUGGCCGACGUCGACGGCAACCUGGUGAAUGAGAUGAAGCUCCUGCGCAAAGAGUCACGCAACAUGAACUCACGCGUGACACAGCUGUACAUGCAGCUGCUGCACGAGAUCAUCCGCAAGCGUGACAACUCUCUAGAGUUGGCCCAGCUGGAGGCACGGGUUCUCAACGUCACGUCAGAAAUGCUGCGGCUCGCCUCGCGUUACAAGGAGCUGGAGAUGCGCUUCGCCAGCCUGGCCGCCACCGUCAACAACCAGUCUGUGCUGAUCUCUGCGCUGGAGGAGCGGUGCGGUCGUGCCUACAGCCGCCAUGAGCCCCCCGCUGUUCCGCCACUGGUGCAGGUGGUGCCCGAGAGCAUCCCGGUCGCCGCCGGCCGCUUCACCAACGAGAUCCAGCGCGACCACAGCAACCGUGCUUUCCCACGCGGCUCGCGCAUGGAGGUCCCACCAACCACAGACCCACUGGGUGUGCCUCUGCCACCGCAGGGAACGCUCACCUCAGAUGGGCCAUUCCGAGACUGCUUCAGUGUACGCCAAGCGGGCCACAGCAACAGUGGGAUGUAUCUUUUGAAGGCAGAGGGUAGUGAUAAGUUGAUUCAAGCCUGGUGUGAGCACGGGCUGGACAAUGGUGGCUGGACUGUCUUUCAGAGGAGGAAAGAUGGCUCAGUGAACUUCUUCAGGAACUGGGAGAACUACAAGAAAGGCUUCGGAAACAUUGACGGUGAGUACUGGCUGGGUCUGGAGAACAUCUACAGCCUGGCCAAGCAGGGUGACUACAGGCUGCUCGUAGAGCUGGAGGACUGGGUGGGGAAGAAGAUCUAUGCCGAGUACAGCAGCUUCCGGCUUGAGGAGGAGAGUGACAGCUUCCGUCUGCGGCUGGGCUCAUACCAGGGCAAUGCUGGUGACUCGCUGACCAGCCACAACGGCAAACCCUUUACCACGCUGGACCGAGACAAGGACAGCUUCACAGGAAACUGCGCUCACUUCCACAAAGGUGGCUGGUGGUACAAUGCAUGUGGACAGACCAACCUAAACGGCGUGUGGUACUCAGGUGGCGUUUACCGCAGCAAGUUCCAGGAUGGCAUCUUUUGGGCCGAGUAUGGGGGAGGCUUCUACUCGCUCAAGUCUGUCCGCAUGAUGAUUCGGCCAAUUGACUGAGAGAUCCGCCCCUUGGAGUCCCAUCCCCCACUGCAUAAAACCCACCUCCCCAUCCCGCGAGUCUCCUAAACUCCACCUCGUCCAGUAGACCUGUUUAUUCAGCACAAAGUUAAUUUAUAGCCAUAUUUUUUCUUAACCUUUAGAAGAACUCGGAAGAACUGAUUAGGCAUCAGUUAAGUGGUGACGGUCAGUCUCUGUCCAGCUGUAGACCAUAACCCUGCUUGCAAUCACACAGGCAGCGGUAUGAAAAACCAACUACAUCAGACUCCUCACUAAAAAGUCUAAUAAGCUCAAAUCAGUCUCUGGCCCUCAUCCAAACCUCAGGGCUGUUUUUAACCCAUCCAUCACCUUUGCUAUAAACCCUAUGUUUGCUGUUUGCUCUUAGUACACUUUUGGUUGUGUAUUUGCCCCCCCCCCCCUCCAUGCACAAUAAGGACUGGAAACAGACUGUGCUGAGUGCGGCAUCUGGUUUGAUGUGUAUUGCUGGUCUGUAAAUAUACAUUUUGUUUGUAAGUUUGUCUUUUUUGUUUUAAGAGUUAAUUUAAGAACUCAUAUUACAGAAUUGCCCUUACUCACCUGUUAUUUAUCAGUAGUUAUUUAUAAUAGUUAUACCCUUGGUUAUGUUUCCCCCAUUAUGAUGUACACUGAGUUUUUCUCUCUUACAUUCAUUCAUUGUGCAACUGAUAAAAUCAAAUGUCAAAUAUGUGCCACUACAGUUUGUACAUACAAGAGAACUGCCAAUCAGAAUCCCCUGUUCCAUGAGCACUGACAGACACAUACCUCAGACACCCCAGAUGCACCUCUGAAAGUUGAGGGGACGUUCUAAUAGAAGGUGGAACCAGUUACCCGCUCAUGUCAUGUGCUAGGCAAAUUCAAACAAAAUAAAAACUGUUUUUAAGUAAAA